CUACCAGUUAAUAUUUUUACAUCAAAUAGGUUCUUAUUGUUUCCUGAAUAACAUUAUAUGGAAAUCCCAUUAGUGGUUUUUACAACGGUAUAUAAUCAACAAAAUUCAAGACUGUCGAUAUCAUUUUGAAGCAAAUCACUUUAAGAAACGAGUAAAAUUUUUUACUGUCUUAGUGCUUUUCUGAUUUACAGCCGUACUGCUCUCAUCUUGCAUUCUAUUUCAAAGAGAACAAACAUUACAGUAAACAUAACGAUGGAUCUCUUUCAAGUUGUAACCUUUCUCUUCUUAAACUACAUCUUGAUUGUAUCUUCGGCAUCAAUUCCAACCCGAUGUAAAAUACCAACAGACUUAAAAGUCCGCUACGAGAACUUGUCCAAUGCAACCAUUGGCAAUCAUUUUUUUCUACCAGCUGAAAUGGCUCCUGCUGAAAGUAACCGCACAACAUGGACCGUUGGUGAUAAAAGCUGCCCAACACCGCCUGUGUCUAGUGAUAUCAUCCGUGAACGUUCCACCUGUCCUUGGUACCUGAAUAUUACUCAUGAUUCAACAGUUUUCCCUCCAUCACGUAGUGAAGCAGUAUGUCGCUGUAGAAAGUGUUUAGAGUCUAAGAGCACCACCCAACAAUGUUCGACUGUAUACACUAAAAUGACCGUCCUGAAACGCACAGGUAAAUGUGUUGAUGGAUUGUAUGUGUAUGAACCACAUGUGAUUGAUGUAGCUACAGCCUGUGUGUGUGCACGGACGGUUGAUGUCAAUGCUGAUAGAAAUGAAGACGACUAUAAGACGUAAAAAUCGACCAACAUCCAAAUUGUUCACUGCGUGUAAAGCACAACUUAUUCAGUGUCAUGAAACGUCAAGUAGACCACUGUGUGGUUAUUAUUAUAUUUAUUAUAUUUAUCAUUAUUAUGUGAACCGAUAUGGAACUAAC
This is a messenger RNA of Octopus bimaculoides (California two-spot octopus), 928 nucleotides long. Its product is annotated as interleukin 17-like protein. Lineage: Eukaryota; Metazoa; Mollusca; Cephalopoda; Octopoda; Octopodidae. Gene Ontology annotation, molecular function: cytokine activity. The record is from RefSeq and is a predicted model, not a curated record. Gene Ontology annotation, cellular component: extracellular region.